AAACUUUCCAUGAAGAUGAAAUAUUGUGCAAUCCGGGUUUCUGUUAAAAUUUUAGGUGCUAUUCAGGAGAAUAAUGAAAGGCCAUCAUCAAACAAAGUUAAGAAGUCAAGAAGUUCCUUGUCAAGCCGAGGAAAUGGGAACAUUAGGAGAAACGGCAGUGAAAGGCAGUCCGGUAAAGAAAAUGGUUUUUGGUGGUUGAAGCUUCCAUAUGUUUUGAGAAUUCUUAUGCGGAGUAAUAUUGACGAAGAAGUAUCUGAGGGUUUCUUUAUUCUGAGAACGGAAUCUGCGGAUAAAAAUGAGACCGAGAAUUCAUACGUUGUUGCAUUUGAGGAUCAAAAUGAUGCCAGAAACUUCUGUUAUCUGCUGGAAUCGGUUUUUGAAGAUUUAGGUGGUUUUUGCACCGAUAUUGUUCCUGCAUCAACCAAGGAUCUUCUCAAAGAAGUGAGUUUGUCCGGGAAGAAAGUGAUCGUUGUGAAGAAGAGGCAGCUCACUUUGUAUGCCGGCCAACCAUUUGAAGACGUCGAAAGAGCAUUGCAUUCUUUGAUCCAAGAACAAUGAAUAUAGCAGCUGGAGAUUUUCACAGAAGAUCCAGGAAAUUGAGAGAAACAGAACAUUGGAAAAUAUCUUCCAGAGAUUUGAUGUCAUGACAGAACAUUGUUAUUAGGACAUGAAAAAAGGAACAAAACAACUGAUGUAUAGCUCUGUAUUCUUCAUCAAUGGAAACCGACGUUUGCUUUUGUUGCUU
This is a messenger RNA of Tarenaya hassleriana, 745 nucleotides long. RefSeq lists its product as uncharacterized. NCBI's taxonomy places the organism in Eukaryota, Viridiplantae, Streptophyta, Magnoliopsida, Brassicales, Cleomaceae. Bases 10 to 558 code for a protein of 182 amino acids. The transcript is spliced from 3 exons. The record is from RefSeq and is a predicted model, not a curated record.